CUGUCCAAGGUUUUCGUCAUCGAAGGGGCACCGCCGGCCAUUACACAUCCUAUCUGUACUGACGCUCCCACAGAGGCCACGCCCCCUCGUGCAACAAUGGCAUCCGCGUCCACAACGAUGACUGUAACUCCCCGUGAGGAGAAGGUCGCGGUGGUUGAACGUCGGGGGCAGAACACGCAAUAUGCGUUGAAAUUCGCAGGCGCCGCAUUUGCCAACAUGGCGUCGUCUGCGAUAUGCAAUCCUACUGACAUUAUCAAGGUCCGGCAACAGCUUCGGACUCAAGCUCCGGGAGGUCGCGCGAAUGCGUUCUGGUCGGUGGGCGUGGAGAUGGCUCGGAAAGAGGGCAUUCGCAGCCUUGGAGGCGGGAUGUCAGCAAGCAUGCUCCGAGAAGUCGUCUACUCCGGCAUUCGCAUGGGCACCUACGAGCUGUUCAAGGACAAAUUGCAUGACGCGAGCAGGGGCGCGCUGUCCAAGGAGGGCUUGCCGUUGAAGAUCAUGUCUGCGUCCAUCGCAGCGACGAUAGGCAGCGCCCUCGCCAACCCCGCAGACCUCGUGAAAGGCCCGUCAUCUCCGUUGUUGAAUACGCUCCGCAUGCAGGCCUACUAUCCGAACGGCAGUCCCUACCGGAACAUGCGACACGCGUUCGCAACCAUAUACCAAGACGGCGCGCAAGCAGCGGUGGCCACUAGGAUAUCGCCUGGUACUGGUGGUCUGCGCGCGCUGUAUCGCGGGGUGUGGCCGACCACGGUGCGAGGCAUCGUGCUGUCCGCGACGCAGAUAUGCUCGUAUGACCAGAUCAAGCAGUCCCUGAAGAGGCGUGGGAUCAUGCAAGAGGGCGUCCCGCUCCACUUCGUGGCAAGCACGUUUGCUGGCUUCUUCUGUUCGGUCACCUCGAAUCCGGUCGAUGUUGUCAAGGUGAGGCUGAUGAACGACAAGAAUCACGAGUUCAAGGGCGCGUUGGACUGUGUCCGGCAAAUCACGGCGAAGGAGGGCUUGUUCGGAUUCUACAAGGGAUUUGGCAUGUGCUGGGCCAGAUUCUCGGGCCGGGAAGGGAUCUUCGACCCGAACGACACACGACGCGUAAGGCAUACCAAGAUCGGCGUAUGGGACCUAUACGAGGAACGCGAGCCGAAGCUCUCCCGCAUCCCGGGCUCUGUGAAGCUGGAAAGGUAUCUAGAGCUGCUCGAAGGGCUGCCGUAUGUCUGGCGGAUGAUCAAGGACGUGAUAAACAUCCCGACAUGCGCGUUCUUGCUCUUCAUCUAUGCUCUUGUCGAGCUUGGACAAGCUAUUUUCCCGGCAGCAGGUCUUUGGUACCAAGGGCAGCUUUUGGACAUUAUGCAAGUUGCGAUCGAUACUCGCACUAUCGACAAAGACCGUCUUGUCCAGAUCUCCGCAGGGCGUAUAGCCUGUAGCUUGGGGUUGCGUCUUAUGUUGGUAAUCAAGUUCCGCAUCGAAGAACCUUUGAUCGCUCGGAUCCGCCGGUACUAUGGCGUCCGCCUGUUCCACGCACGCGCGCGGCUGGAUGUUCCGACUUACGAGACGACGAGCGUACAGCGCCAACUUGAUGAGGUAUCCUCUGAGGCCUUCGGGCGUACGGUCGCGUUCGAAACAUUGCAGAAGGCAGCCACGUUCCUGCGGGCCGGCUUCCAGCUGACGGCCCAGGCGUUCGUUCUACUACAAGUCUUACGUGGACAGAGAGACGGAAUACUCCUUUGUGCUCUCACGCUGUCCUCGCAGGGGGCACAAUGGGUGUCCGCGAUCAACGCUUUCCAGAUGGCCCGAGUGUGGGCUGCGACCACAACGAAUGAAGACUACGUUCGGAUGGAGGGCUGGAGGCGCGUCAUAGGCGACCCCUCACACAGGAAGGAAGUCGUAGCGGGAAAUCUGGCCGAAUAUGCAUCUGCAGAGUUCAAGAAAGCCUCGGACCAAGUAGGGGACCGAGCGGCCGAUUUCAGGGAAUGGCUGCGAAGGCAACCUAUGCGACGGCACUUCGGCUUCUGGAGCAUCCUUGAGGACCCACUGCGCCAAAUUCCACAGUUCGUCUUCACGUUGCGUGCAAUCCAGUACCCAGCGAAUAUGCCCGUUUCGCUCGCUUCUCUUCACCUGAUCCAAGAGUCUACGAUGAGCUUCAUUAGCAACAUGCAUGACCUCCUGAACUCGACCUCGUCUGUGAGCGAUCAGCUGGCUGCCGUGCGCAAGUUGUACGAAGUGGACAAGAUCAAGAACAAGAUCGCAGAUGGGACCGUCCCAUUUCCGGAGGACGCUUCGCAAAUCAAAUAUGGCAUCUCCUUGGAAUUCAGGAAUGUCUCUUUCAAAUUUCCAGGGGCCGACAAGCAUGCAUUGCGUAAUGUUUCUUUUGCGCUAUCCCCCGGGCAGCUCUGCGUUAUUGUCGGCGUGAACGGUUCCGGGAAGAGCACGAUCCUGAAGCUCAUCGCGCGGCUGUACGACCCUGUCGAAGGGCAAAUUCUAGUUGGCGGACACGACAUCCGGACACUGAGGCUGCACGAUCUCCGUCAGGCCAUUUCAGUCCUUUUCCAGGACUUUACCCAUUUCCCGCUAUCGAUACGUGACAAUAUCGCGGUAGGCGAUCCUUCUGCUGCUACGGACGAGGACCACAUUCGCCUCGCAGCACGCCUCGGAGGCGUAGAGGAGUUCAUCGAGAAGCUCCCAGAAGGAUUCGACACCUACCUGGAUCGACCCGUACGCGAUUACCACGCCGGAUUGCCAGAAGGCACGAAGACGCUGUUCGGUCGUAAUGUGGACUAUAGCGCCAUUCGGAAUGCAGGGGGUCUGAAGUCCUCGAGCACGUCUGCGCUCAGUGGAGGCCAGAUGCAGAGGCUUGCUGUCGCACGGACUUUUAUGCGUUCCGUAGUGUCCGAGGAAGCCAAAGUUGGUCUGUUGCUUUUCGACGAGCCGAGCGCCUCUCUCGACCCUUUGGCCGAACAUGACCUCUUUGAUCGGCUGCGCGAUUUGCGCGGAAGCAAGACAAUGCUCUUCUCGUCUCAUCGAUUCGGGAACCUCACUCGUCAUGCGGACUUGAUCUUGUAUAUGAAUGACACAGUGGUCAUCGAAUCUGGAACCCACGAGGAGCUGUUGAAGCAAGGGGGAGAGUAUGCGAAAAUAUGGAACCUGCAAGCACAAGCCUUCAUUUAAGUCGUUAGGAUGAUCUACCCAUGAUAUACGAUCAAUAAAUGUGAAGUAUGUACACGUGGUUAUACUGGUAGCUUGGCCCGCAAUGCAGAGCGGUGAAUACACGGAGGACUGGCCCUCACGUGUGGAUCACUGUGUUAGAGCAAUUCCCGUCACUACGAAGCUAAACCUCUGAAGCUCAGUCGGUGCAGAAGGAGCAUAAACGACUCGCAACACCUACCGCAGUCCACCUGGCGCAC
Messenger RNA from Dichomitus squalens LYAD-421 SS1, 3389 nucleotides. RefSeq lists its product as uncharacterized. Gene Ontology annotation, molecular function: ABC-type oligopeptide transporter activity; ATP binding; ATP hydrolysis activity. The record is from RefSeq and is a predicted model, not a curated record. NCBI's taxonomy places the organism in Eukaryota, Fungi, Basidiomycota, Agaricomycetes, Polyporales, Polyporaceae. The coding region runs from base 97 to 3153 and encodes 1018 amino acids. The transcript has 21 exons.